Messenger RNA from Hyla sarda, 3530 nucleotides. It is a transcript of the gene SEC24D, whose product is annotated as SEC24 homolog D, COPII coat complex component. The transcript has 23 exons. Gene Ontology annotation, cellular component: COPII vesicle coat; endoplasmic reticulum exit site. Gene Ontology annotation, molecular function: SNARE binding; zinc ion binding. NCBI's taxonomy places the organism in Eukaryota, Metazoa, Chordata, Amphibia, Anura, Hylidae. Bases 234 to 3314 code for a protein of 1026 amino acids. The record is from RefSeq and is a predicted model, not a curated record. Gene Ontology annotation, biological process: endoplasmic reticulum to Golgi vesicle-mediated transport; COPII-coated vesicle cargo loading; intracellular protein transport.
CAGCGGGGCUGACAGGAGGGAGCAGAAAUGGCGGCGCGCUCCCGUCAGGUGGCGCGCUCAUGCGGGGACGCGCUCCGCUCCAGCUGUGGCUGUCUGACGUGGCAGAGCUCGCUCCCCUCCUCCCUGUGCUGCCGGCUCCGCUGCAAGUUCCCCACAACUAGAACCGUGCUACGAGCCGGGACGUCACCGCCACGACAGCAGGUAGAACAAACAUUGCAGCUGCUAAUGAAAGAAUGAGCCAACAAGGGUAUGUGGCCUCCCCUCCAUACUCUCAACCUCAGCCGGGACUGGGAGGUUUUUCUCCAGGCUAUGGAACACCUGUAAUGUCACCAACCUAUGGUUUUCCUGGUGCUACAAACAUUGCAUCUCCUCCACCACAGACAGCUGGCCUGAAACCGGGUGCACAACUUGGAUCUCCUGUUUCCCUAAACUCCCUACCUCCUCCUUCUUCUCAGAAUAACUUAUAUAAUGGAUCAAAUACCCCUGGAAACCUUGUUCAAAGACAUCCAGGACCUCCAGCUACCAGUAAUGCUUCCCCUUCUUACCCUUCCUUUGGUCAGCCUUCACCACAUUUCAACAAUGCUCCUCCAGCACCAGUUCAGCAGAUGACCAAUCAAUUUAACAGCAUGCAACUAGUGGGAUAUGGUCCUCCUGGAUCCAAUAACCCACAGGGGCCUCCUAACCCAAAUAUGCCUGGCAGUUUUCCACCUCAGACACGUCACAUGGCACCUGGCCUUCAUACACCUCCAGGAGUAGUUAGCAAUUUUAAUGGCUUAAAUUCUGAGCCUGCCUUACCUCAUGCCAAUAUUCAAGAUGGAAUGAAUGCACACUCUCCUUUCCAACAACAGAUGCCAGGACAGCCCCCAAAUUUUGGAUAUCCUCCUCAAAAUCAAAACAGUUAUGGUCCUCAGUUACCAGGACCACCAAUGCCAUAUCCUGGUGCAUUGCCUGGAAGCCAACAGCAAAUGUCUGGCCCACCCCAAAAGAAACUGGACCCGGAUUCUAUACCAAGCCCAAUACAAGUGAUCGACAAUGAUAAGGUCAGCAGAGCUGGACAAGUCUAUACCACUAACGUCAGAGGACAAGUGCCUCCACUUGUCACCACAGAUUGUACUAUACAGGAUCAAGGCAAUGCAAGCCCACGAUACAUUAGAUGUACAACUUAUUGUUUCCCUACCUCCUCCGACAUGGCUAAACAGUCUCAAAUUCCACUUGCUGCUGUCAUCAAGCCUCUAGCCAGUGUUCCCUCAAAUGAGACUCCUCUCUAUCUUGUAAACCAUGGAGAAACUGGGCCAAUUCGAUGUAACCGGUGUAAAGCAUAUAUGUGCCCAUUCAUGCUUUUUAUUGAGGGGGGAAGACGAUUCCAGUGUGGAUUCUGCAAUUGUGUAAAUGAAGUCCCUCCAUUCUACUUUCAACAUCUGGACCAUAUUGGCAGAAGAGUGGACUAUUAUGAAAGACCAGAAUUAUCUCUGGGAUCUUAUGAAUACGUUGCUACUCUGGAUUACUGCAGGAAAAACAAACCUACCAAUCCACCUGCCUUUAUAUUCAUGAUAGAUGUGUCCUACAGUAACAUUAAAAAUGGCAUUGUCCGCUUGAUUUGUGAGGAGCUGAAGACUGUAUUGGAUAGACUGCCAAGAGAAGAGAAUGCCGAGUCCUCAGCUAUCCGUGUGGGAUUUGUCACUUACAAUAAGGUUCUGCACUUCUACAAUGUGAACAGUAACCUAGCCCAACCACAGAUGAUGGUGGUGACAGACAUAGCUGAAGUUUUCCUGCCCCUGCUGGAUGGAUUUCUUGUCAACUUUAAUGAAUCCAGAACAGUGAUAACCAACCUGCUCAAUCAGAUUCCAGAAAUGUUUGCAGACACCAAUGAAAGUGAGACUGUAUUUGCCCCUGUUAUCCAGGCAGGCAUGGAGGCACUAAAGGCUGCAGAAUGUGCUGGGAAACUCUUCAUCUUUCAUUCAUCCCUUCCAACUGCAGAAGCCCCAGGAAAACUGAAGAACAGAGAUGACAAAAGACUGAUUAACACCGACAAAGAGAAGUCUCUUUUCCUGCCCCAGUCUAAUAUGUAUGAAAGCCUGGGCAAGGAGUGUGUGGCAAAUGGAUGUUGUGUCGACCUCUUCCUGUUCCCUAACCAGUACAUUGAUGUGGCAUCAAUGGGUAUAGUAACAUUGCUAACUGGAGGAACACUUUACAAGUAUAAUAAUUUUCAGGUGCAUACUGAUGGCCAGCAGUUUAUAAGUGAUCUCAGAAAAGAUAUUGAAAAGCGAAUAGGCUUCGAUGCCAUCAUGAGAGUCCGCACAAGCACAGGGUUCAGGCCAACAGAUUUCUUUGGUGCUAUAUGUAUGAACAACACGACAGAUGUAGAGAUGGCAGCUGUGGACUCAGACAAAGCAGUGACUGUAGAAUUUAAACACGAUGACAAACUCAGUGAAGAUGUGGGGGCAUUAAUUCAGUGUGCUGUGUUAUACACAACCAUUAGUGGCCACAGGCGUUUGCUUGUACAUAACAUCAGUCUGAGCUGCAGUUCACAACUUGCAGAUAUAUACAAGAGCUGUGAAACCGAUGCCCUCAUAAACUUCUUUGCUAAAUCAGCUUACAAAGCCAUCCUGCAUCAUCCUAUGAAGACUGUCCGUGAUGUGUUGGUCAACCAGACAGCUCACAUGCUAGCCUGCUAUAGAAAGAACUGUGCUAGCCCAUCAGCUGUGAGUCAGCUCAUCCUCCCGGACUCCAUGAAAGUACUUCCAGUCUACAUGAAUUGUUUAUUAAAGUACGAGGUUUUGGUCGGCAGCCCAGAGAUUGCCACAGAUGAGAGGACAUUUCAGAGGCAGCUGGUCAUGUCAAUGGAUGUGGCCAGUUCACAGCUAUUUUACUAUCCACUUCUUUUACCUUUACACACAAUGGACACGAAUAGUGACGGCAUUCCCCCAGCUGUGCGUUGCUCAGAGGAACGUUUGUCCGAUGGAGGAAUAUUCCUGUUGGCUAAUGGCAUGAACAUGUUCCUGUGGCUUGGAGUCAGUUGUCCCCCAGAAUUCAUCCAGGGAAUUUUCAAUGUUCCAUCUUUUGCGCACAUCACCCCAGAAGCUACAUUAGUCCCUGAGCUGGACAGCCCUCAUUCCAAGAAGCUAAGAUCUAUUAUGGCAUCCAUUCAGAGCAAGAGUUCUUACUCAAUGAAGCUUGUCUUGGUGAAACAGAAGGACAAGGCAGAAAUGGCUUUCAGGCAGUUACUGGUGGAAGACAAGGGCCUACUUGGUGGAACGUCAUACAUGGAUUUUCUCUGCUGUGUUCACAAGGAGAUUCGCCAACUUCUUACUUAAGCCAACUGGAAAAUAUGAGACAUCCACAUCCACAUUAACCAGUUCACAGCCCCAUGCUAUCAUUAGAUGGUGCGUAGCAUGUACUACACAGCCUCAUGUGAGCAGGUUCACAACGUCCAUCAUUUCUUUGUGUAAGGACUCUGCUUAGUGCGGACAUGUGCUCAUAUUUGGAGACAAAUCAUUUCUCUCUUUAGAAAUAAAAUAUUUCCUUCUUGA